ACCUUCAAGACGCGCAGGCGCGAGGACCCUCCUGCGGCUGCGGCGGCAGCAGAGGCGCCAGCGCCCCAGAGCCCUGAGGGAGGCCCGCCGCAGGCGCCUGCCCAGGCCAAGCGCGAGGACCCUCCUGCGGAGGCGGCGGCUGCAGAGGCCCCAGCGGCCCAGAGCCCCGAGGGAGGCCCGCCGCAGGCGCCUGCCCAGGCCUCCCAGGAGGCCCAGCAGGCUGGCCAGCCCGCCGCGGGGCCGCAGGGAUCCCAGGGCGCGACGCCAGGCGCUGCCAGCGCUGAUGCUGGCCCUGAUGCUGGUCGUGAAGCAGCUGGCAAGGAGCUGGCGGACGCCCUGCAGCGCGCCAGGGCUCGCAGGGCGGAGGCAGAGGCCAAGCCAUCUGGCUUCCACGGCUGCAGGUACCAGUACACAAUGCUCUACAUGGCCGGGCUCAUGGCACGAGUCCAGCACGUGGCAGGCUCUCAGCAGGAGCCACAGGCGGGGCAGGAGCCACACUUCUGCUCGCGAUGGUCAAGUUCACCGAAGACUGGCCCCCCACGUCGCCGCGGCAAGGGCGGCGCGCGCAAUGUGGGGCUCGAGUUCAUAGGCUUCAAUAGUUCUUCGUGGGCGCAGGCCAUCGAUGUUUUGGACGAGGCCGCCACAAGGAAGAUCGUUGGCCCCAUGCACAUCACUUUCCUUCAAGAGCGUAAGCUGAGUGCGCCCAUUGCCAAGGACAUCGAGGCGGCCAGCUUCAACAGGCAUUACACGGCAGCAUUGGUCCCAGCCGUCAGCGGCCCAG
This is a messenger RNA of Prorocentrum cordatum, 781 nucleotides long. Lineage: Eukaryota; Dinophyceae; Prorocentrales; Prorocentraceae. The record is from the annotation of a GenBank genome assembly.